Molecule: messenger RNA, 549 nt
Organism: Pipistrellus nathusii (Nathusius's pipistrelle)
Lineage: Eukaryota; Metazoa; Chordata; Mammalia; Chiroptera; Vespertilionidae
Source: the annotation of a GenBank genome assembly
AUGCCUAAAGGAGGGAGAAAGGGAGGCCACAAAGGCCGGGCACGGCAAUACACGAGCCCUGAGGAGAUUGACGCACAGCUCCAAGCUGAAAAGCAGAAGGCCAGGGAAGAAGAGGAACAAGGAGAAGAAGAUGGAGAUGGGGCUGCAGGUGACCCCAAAAAGGAGAAGAAAUCACUAGACUCAGAUGAGAGUGAGGAUGAAGAUGAUGAUUACCAGCAAAAGCGCAAAGGUGUGGAAGGCCUUAUCGACAUCGAGAACCCCAACCGAGUGGCACAGACAACCAAAAAAGUCACACAACUCGACUUGGAUGGACCCAAGGAGCUUUCAAGGAGAGAACGAGAAGAAAUCGAGAAGCAGAAAGCAAAAGAGCGUUACAUGAAAAUGCAUUUAGCUGGGAAAACAGAGCAAGCCAAAGCUGACCUUGCCCGGCUGGCAAUUAUCCGAAAACAGCGGGAAGAAGCUGCCAAGAAGAAAGAAGAAGAAAGGAAAGCAAAAGAUGACGCAACUUUGUCAGGAAAACGAAUGCAGUCGCUCUCCCUGAAUAAGUAA